This is a messenger RNA of Lepus europaeus (European hare), 1762 nucleotides long. It is a transcript of the gene PPIL1, whose product is annotated as peptidylprolyl isomerase like 1. Gene Ontology annotation, cellular component: catalytic step 2 spliceosome. NCBI's taxonomy places the organism in Eukaryota, Metazoa, Chordata, Mammalia, Lagomorpha, Leporidae. The coding region runs from base 230 to 730 and encodes 166 amino acids. The record is from RefSeq and is a predicted model, not a curated record. Gene Ontology annotation, biological process: protein peptidyl-prolyl isomerization; protein folding. Gene Ontology annotation, molecular function: peptidyl-prolyl cis-trans isomerase activity. The transcript has 4 exons.
CCUUUAAUAGAACUUGCACUUUCGCCGCCCCUGCACCCGGCCUCGUCUUGCUCCGCAUCCCAGCUUCAGGCCCCGGGAGGCCCCUUCCUUUUCCUCAUCCCUGUUCCCCAAAUCCUGGUAUCAAACGGGUUGGACGGCGGCGACCGGAAGUGUGCACCAACGUGUCGGCUCCCCCUCGAAAAGACACCGGAAGUAAUCGUUGCUAGAGAAGGAUUCCUCCCGCCUCGUCAUGGCGGCGAUUCCCCCAGACUCCUGGCAGCCGCCCAACGUUUACUUGGAGACCAGCAUGGGCAUCAUUGUGCUGGAGCUGUACUGGAAGCAUGCUCCAAAGACCUGCAAGAACUUUGCUGAGUUGGCUCGUCGAGGUUACUACAAUGGCACCAAGUUCCACAGAAUCAUCAAGGACUUCAUGAUCCAGGGGGGCGACCCAACGGGCACAGGUCGAGGUGGUGCAUCCAUCUAUGGCAAACAGUUUGAAGACGAACUUCAUCCAGACUUGAAAUUCACUGGGGCUGGAAUUCUCGCAAUGGCCAACGCAGGGCCGGACACCAACGGCAGCCAGUUCUUUGUGACCCUCGCACCAACCCAGUGGCUUGAUGGCAAGCACACCAUUUUUGGCCGAGUGUGCCAGGGUAUAGGAAUGGUGAAUCGAGUGGGAAUGGUGGAAACCAACUCCCAAGACCGCCCGGUGGACGAUGUGAAGAUCAUUAAGGCAUACCCUUCUGGGUAGACCCCUGCCCUAGUGGGCACACCCAGGUCUUCGGAGAGGGCCCCAGCCAACCAGCUUCCGCGUGACCUAGAAUGACAUGUAACUCUACACCUUGUUCUGGCCUGGUGUAUCAUGGAGUCAGGGAAGCCUGGGCACAAGUGCACCCUGACAGGAUGUGCUCCCUGGGCGUGACCCUCCUCCUCGUGUGUGUCUGCUCCAGCCCACUUGGGACAGAAUGAAGCAGCCCCACUUCUGAGUGCCGGACCAGACUUCUUCCUGCGAGAUUCAUAUUCUGGCCCACACUGCAGUCGUUUGUGGCCGACAGCCACAGAAUUCAAAACCAAGUCGUGUGUCUGUGCACGCCCCCUUUCAGUCCCCUGCAUUUGUAGGGAAUGUAUGUAUCUCUCUCUCUGUUUUCCCUCUCAAAACCAGAAAUCAGCACUGCUGUUCCUGACACUUAGACAUCCCACGCAAAGCCACGUUGAAUUUUUGCCAAGUGCAAAAUGCAUCCAACAAUCAAGUUUUUAAGGAGGUGUCAAGUGAGGAAUGAUAAUGUGUAAUCAAGAAGUGAACUUAUUUAAAGGAAACAGAAGCAUUGACCAUUUUUUCCCCAGGAAGGAGUAGAAAUCUGUAGUGAACACAAGGAUAGAUUGGAAAAAAAAAAAAGCAGUUCUGUGGUAAAGAAGCUUCCAUUAAGUUUUUUUUUUUUUUUUAACCUAAGACUUUAAAGAAAUCAGAUGAGAUUUUUAUACAUGAAGUUUUGUUAACUUCAGAGUCUGUUUUGGGGCUGGCAUUGUUGUGAAAGCAGGUAAAGCCAUUGCCUGUGACACCGGCAUCCUAUAUGGGGUCCUGUUCAAGUCCCAGCUGCUCUACUUCCGAUCCAGCUCCCUGCUAGUGUGCCUGGGAAGGCCAGCAGAAGAUGGCCCAGCCCCAGCCGUUGUAGCCAUUUGGGGAGCGAACCAGCAGAUGGAAGAUCUCUCCACCUCGCCCUUUGUCUCUCUGUAACUCUGCCUUUCAAAUAAAUAAAAAUAAAUCUUACAAAAAAAAUCUUUU